Messenger RNA from Pistacia vera, 659 nucleotides. RefSeq lists its product as uncharacterized. The coding region runs from base 194 to 550 and encodes 118 amino acids. The transcript has 2 exons. NCBI's taxonomy places the organism in Eukaryota, Viridiplantae, Streptophyta, Magnoliopsida, Sapindales, Anacardiaceae. The record is from RefSeq and is a predicted model, not a curated record.
CUGAGGGAGGUGACUGGGAAACGACGCAACCAAACAAAGAAAUAUAUUAUACCCUUGUCGUUAUUAUUUGUCGCAUUCAGGAUUCGUAUUAUGUAUAAUAUACGAUGGACUUCUACGGCUGUGCAAGCUAAGUUGACAACCUCUAUAUAAACAUCUUCAUGGCUUAAAUUAUGAGGAAUAAUGAUAAUAUACCAUGGGUGCGAACCUUACUACUUUUGAAAACAAUACCGGUGUGGAGCUUCAACUGAGAUUCUUUAGAUCCCCAGCGCGUCCAGACCACUUUCGGAGGAUCAUUAGAAUCAGAGCGGGUGCGAGGGCGAAUAUACCACGCUCAGAUUUACGUUACAACGACACAAACCCAGAAAGGCACGAGGUGAUAAUGAUAUUCGUCGAUGGAGUUGGUGCAGGUGUUGGAUUGGUUCCACGCGAAGUCAUCAACUUUUCGAGAGUCAUCUGCGGCAGAAAUAAAGAUGGAGGAUUGGUCAUUCAAGGCGUUCCAAGAUGGGCGUGUGGAUGCUGGGCAGGAGGGGGUUUAGAGGACCUCGCAUAAGGUAUAUUAUAUAUGGGCUUUACAAAUCUUGUUUGUUACUUUGUUAAGCACAUUCGUGUUGUUAAGCCCAUAUGGGUUAAUUUCUGAUUUGUCUUGUCUCUUGUGCAGA